Mus caroli (Ryukyu mouse) is the source of this 1676-nucleotide messenger RNA. It is a transcript of the gene Zcwpw2, whose product is annotated as zinc finger CW-type and PWWP domain containing 2. NCBI's taxonomy places the organism in Eukaryota, Metazoa, Chordata, Mammalia, Rodentia, Muridae. The record is from RefSeq and is a predicted model, not a curated record. Gene Ontology annotation, molecular function: zinc ion binding. Gene Ontology annotation, cellular component: nucleus.
CGCUAAGCGGCGCUCUAGCGGGGCGGGGCGUACUACAGGUCCCAUGAGCCUCUGCGGUAGGGCUGAGGCGCACUACGAGUCCCGUGAGUCUCCGCGGCGGGGCGUACGUACUACCAGUCCCAGUGGUCCCCGCGGCGGGUGAGGUGUCGCGUCCAGCCGCGGGGAGGCGGAGUGGAGCUGAGACAGCGUCGCAAGCUGGCUGCUGUUGGGCUGAGGCGCGCGUUCAGGGCGCCCUCUAGCGCGUCCUUUCCACUCAGCGGCCACUGGGAUUCCGUGAGAUUUGAUUCACUUCUGAGAAACAAGACAACAAAACAAAACAAAACCAAAAUAAGAUAAAUAACAAUCUGAGUGAUCAGCAUCAGCCUGAUGGGCCCGGCCCCGGAGAGCAGCGAGUUUGUGCACAGAACAUGGGUACAGUGUGAGAAUGAGAGCUGCCUGAAAUGGAGGCUGCUGUCCCCUGCAGCUGCAGCCGCGGUGAACCCCAGCGAGCCCUGGUACUGCUUCAUGAACACUGACCCCAGCUACAGCAGCUGCUCCGUCUCCGAGGAAGAUUUCCCUGAAGAAUCUCAGUUCCUUGAAAACGGGUAUAAGUUUGUCUAUUCACAGCUACCUCUCGGAAGCCUGGUUUUGGUAAAAUUACGGAAUUGGCCAAGUUGGCCAGGAAUACUUUGUCCUGAUCCUUUCAAAGGGAAAUAUGUAACCUAUGACCAGGAUGGAAAUGUUGAAAAGUAUUACAUAGAAUUUCUGGGUGACCCCCACUCGACAGCAUGGAUGAGUGCAGCGUUUGUUGGACAUUUUAGUCUCACGUUAAAGGCAGCAGAAUGUACAAAGAAGAAGAGGUGGUAUAGAAGUGCCCUGGAGGAAGCAUACCAACUCUACAGGUGUUCAGCAGAGCAAAGACUAGAAGUGUGCUGCCUGUCAAAGCCGAACAGAGCCAAAACAGAUACCAAAGCUGCUGUGGUGACCAAGAAAGGGAUGCAAGUUUCCAAAAUUAAUACUGAAAAGAAAAGGCCCAGAGUUAGAAAGAGGAAAAGGGAUGCUGCUUUAAAGUGCUCUGUUGAAAUUUUUUGUUCUGAUGAAGCCCUAUCAAAGGAAAACAUGGUUGUCUCCGAGACUGAAGGUUUGCUGAAAGAACUGGAGAAAAUGCUGCAACAAAUCCAAGAACCCACAGCAAGAGAGGAUGAGUCACGGGGAGAGCAGAUGUCACAUGGAUUCAUUACACAGAUGACUUCAUGCUCCCUGGACCUUGUGAGCCCAAAGCAGCAGCUGUUAGCAUCUGUGUUUCAGAGGGCGAGACAAAAACUCCUCAGGGAUUGCAGAACUUCCUGAAAGCCCAUGGAUACAUUGCUAUCAGAAAAGGAGCAUCGCCCACAGGAGUGAGUUCUAGAGGGUCCUGAAGAACUCCAGAUCAUCAGACUACAGAGACACCUGCACACCCGAGUUUACUGCAGCCCUUGUCACUGUAGCUAAGGUGGAACUAACUUAGUGCCCAGCAUCACCGAAUACGUAAGGAAAAUGUGUAUACACUCAAUGGAAGUUUUCACACAGUUAUAUCCUUUGUGGAAAAUGAACAAAACAGAGACAAUCAGAUUAAACGAAUUAAACCAGUCUCAGAACAGAAAGACCGAUUUUGUAUGUUUACCCACAUUUCUGGUCCCUGGAUUUUAUACAAUCAU